AUGUGGGGACAGAGCAUCCAGAGGUUCAUGACCUCUGUGGUCCGUAGAAGCCACUAUGACUAUGGCCCAGGGAAGAAUCUGCCAUUUUCAGUGGAAAGCAAGUGGCAAUUACUCAUUAUGAUGACUCUGUACUUUGGAUCUGGAUUUGCUACACCUUUCUUUAUAGUACGACACCAACUGCUUAAGAAAUAAGGAUGUUGGGAACCAGCAGUUAGUGUGA
This is a messenger RNA of Tupaia belangeri chinensis (Chinese tree shrew), 220 nucleotides long. RefSeq names its product cytochrome c oxidase subunit 7C, mitochondrial-like. The record is from RefSeq and is a predicted model, not a curated record. The transcript has 2 exons. The coding region runs from base 1 to 192 and encodes 63 amino acids. Lineage: Eukaryota; Metazoa; Chordata; Mammalia; Scandentia; Tupaiidae. Gene Ontology annotation, biological process: mitochondrial electron transport, cytochrome c to oxygen. Gene Ontology annotation, cellular component: respiratory chain complex IV.